Messenger RNA from Sphaeramia orbicularis (orbiculate cardinalfish), 2676 nucleotides. RefSeq lists its product as uncharacterized. Gene Ontology annotation, biological process: nuclear protein quality control by the ubiquitin-proteasome system; proteasome localization. The transcript has 6 exons. Gene Ontology annotation, cellular component: nucleus; nuclear membrane. The coding region runs from base 1091 to 1861 and encodes 256 amino acids. Lineage: Eukaryota; Metazoa; Chordata; Actinopteri; Kurtiformes; Apogonidae. The record is from RefSeq and is a predicted model, not a curated record. Gene Ontology annotation, molecular function: proteasome binding.
GAACUAUGAAGAGCCUGAAUAUGUGUGUGUAUUUAUGAGUAAGUUCUAGAUUGAUGGCAAAUUUAAUGAACUGCUGAAGACAUAACAUGGUAUUUAAUCUUUUUAAACCUGACAUUGAUGAAAUAUUGGCUUCAGGUCCAAAAUUUAAAUUGAUCAAUUUCACAUCAUCAUCAGAGAUAUGAUUGUAGUGGAUUCUGCUUGCAACAAAGAAGUACCAACAACUUACAUUUGAGAAUAUCAGAGUAAACAAGACAAAUUAGUAGAGACUCUAAUAAGUCUAAAUGUGCAGAAGCUUGCUUUGCAAUUUUGCUCACUAAUUUAUCCUACUUUUCUUUUACAUAUUUAAAUAGGCACAGCAUCGUGCAAAAAAGCCAUCAGAACACCUCAACCAAGGCAUAACCAUGCACAGUACUGAACAAUAAUACUAUUUAGCAAAGUAUAAACAAGUCAAAGCCCUUCUACAUGUAAGUCGCAUAAAGACACAUGUAUCACAAAUAUUAGAUGUAUUUGUGAAAUGACCGUAGAAUUCUGUCAGUAGUUUUAGUAGACAAAACUAAAAAAAAAAAAAUUUAAAAAAAAAAAUCCAAAUUAAAAAGUUAAAACAGACAAACUCUUCUUCUUCCUUUUUAGAUACACAUUCUCAGUCACAUGACCCACAUAGAGAAUAUGUUAUUUACAUAUUGGGCGCCUCUUCCGCGCGUGCUGUGACGUCGGCCAAUCAGAGCCCUCAAUAUGCCAAACCACGCCCGCGCGGCAAGUCGUGUCGCGCGCUUCAUUAGAAGUAUUGUAUUGGCGGACGGGCGCGCAGAAGUUCAGUUAGUGUCCUUUAAACUGUGUUUCAUCGGGUAUCUCAAACGAACAGACUUAUCGUGGUGCUAAACUGAAGAAAAAAAAAAAAACAGACUUUGAGGUUGAAGCAGCUCUCGGUGUGUUUGAAGAAGCUGCCCACUCCAGCAACUGAAGCUCCUCUCCCCCGCCGCAGGAGAGUUAUUGUCGCCUACCCGUGGGAUUUAAAGUUUUAGCUAACAGCCGAGUCGGGGGCCAUUAGCAGGUCGUUAGCUCCACAUCUUCACCGAUAAGCCUCCUCACAAUGGCAGCUGUAUGCCAACCACGACGUGCCUUAAUGGAAAUACCUGCUCCACAGCCCAAAAUUGAAGCUCGGUUUAGGAGAUCUUAUUUGGAAAUUCUGAGUGCCCCAUCUCCACUUCCGAGAGGGAGAAAUGCAACUUCAAUCUCCAAACGUCUACAGUCAUUGGACUUGUGGAGUGGGAGGAUACACGAGCAGUGUGAGAAGAUGGAUGAACACCAUACCCCGCUCUCCAAACAACAGCUGGUACAGCUGAUCAGAUCUCUCAUCUUAGUUGAGCAGAGUCAAGAUCCCAAAACUCUUGCAUCUGACCUGAAGUAUCUCCAAGAAGACUUGCAACUUAAAAAGGCAAAUGUUUACAGAUCCAUACCCUACUCACGCUUUGGCUCAAACAGAGAUGCUCACUGCUACAGAAAGGCGUAUCCUCAUCUGGUGGCCUUCAAAGUUUCGUGUCAGGAAUGGGGCCAGGUUUUACUCAGGAAUAAAGAGUGGGACUCAGUGUUGGAGCACACACUGAUGGCAUGGCGCAUCACCAGUGAGUUGCCCCAGUGGGAUACAGCAAGCCAUAAUGCUCUCCGAGAACAGUGCUACAACAUUUUGGCAACUCACAGCCUCACUGCUCUUCAGCAUUACAGGCCUACACCCAACAGAGGACGCGAGCUGCUCAGGAGGUUCAAGAUGGCUCAGUUUCACUGCCAGUCAAUUGCUCCCUGUGUCCAGGAGUUGCAGAGGAUUUUGGGACAAACUGAUAACCCUUCCAUGGACACAAAUUAAUGUGGGGAGAUGCUGUCUAAUCAGGUGUCUACCCCCCAAUGGAAAGUGUACUUGUGUAAAUGAUGUAAGUGAUUUGUGAGUGGUAAGGGCCAAAAAACACUUCGCAGGGUAGUGAUGAUUCAGGAAAGCCAGUAGAGUAUUUUCCAAAGGGCAGGUUGGCAACUGAAAAUGUAAUAAAUGCCAGAUCGUUGGUUUUCAGAUGGUAAUAAACACCUGCUGAGUGGUUUAAAAUGCAGUGAAACCACAUUUAAUCACACUGCAUUAUUGGAAGCUCAAAGAUGUCGGUACAUGCAGCAAUAUAAUUGAAGCUUGAAUAUUUUUUUAGAAUUUAUGUGUAGAACAACCUGUGCAUUAAGGGUUGAAAGUAUGAAAUUGACUUUGUUAUAUUGGUGUGUGUGUGUGUGUGUGUGUGUGUGUGUGUGUGUGUAUAUAUAUAUAUGUCCUUGUUACAUUUGACAAUACUUGAAACUGUGGCCUUUGCUGCCUAACUAGUUAUGUCUGUUUAAGAUGUUAUGUACUGUUUGUAAGGAAUUGUCUUUGUCACUGAUUGCACUGGUGCUGUUUGACCUGAAAACUUGAAAAGGAUUGAUAAAAUAGAUCAUUAAUUUAAUAAAGUCAUUACUUUGGACUGUAGAGGAGCUCCUUGUCUGUGUUUUGAGCUGCAUGGAGCUUCUUUUUCAUUUAAACCCACUUCAAAGUUACAACAUUGAGGUCAGACCUGGGCAAUAACUCAUGAGCUUACUAUUACUACUAAUGUCUUCAUGUUGUGAUUAAUAUAUGUAUAUAUUAAUAUAUUUUUUUCCUCAAGUGUUUCA